GGACCCUGUUCGGAGUGCAUUGACCAGAGAGGAACCAUAGGAGCACCAUCGCCCAUUGUACGCGCAGAAGGCAUCGGCGCUUCGUAGACUGCAGACAGUUGCUCAGGCUUCGACUAGCUAGCGCAAGAAUCGUGAUGAAAGCGCCGUUAGCCUUCCUCGCUUGUGCGUUGCUCGGCGUGGCUGUUGCUCUGCCUACAUCCCUGAAGUCGCCCCAAGGCACACGCAAUGAUGAUGUCCUCACUGCAAAGGACGCACUCGAAACCAUCAAGGAAGCGGUCGAACUAAUCAGAGACUUAACUGAGGAGACACAAGAUCCCGAGGCAUCCCCUAGAAUCGGAGGCAAGUCGCAACUCACUCUGGACGAAAUCAAAGGUGCAAUAAAAGACAUAUCUCAAGGAGCCAAGCCAUCUAAGUAUACCGAGGGCCUCAAAGAAGACAAGACGUCCAAGAAGACAGGACCACAAGAGAGGACCAAGGAUAACACAAAAGAGAAGCAGGUUGAAAAGCCAAGCGACGAGUCGAAGGAGGAAUUCCCGAAACCCGCGAAGGGAAUAGUUGAAGAUGAACGGGAGUUGGACGUGCUAAACGACCAAGUCGAAGUCAGGAAAGACGUUACAACCUUAUUGUCUGACGACGAGAAGAACAAGCAGACAGACGAUAAAAAGGAAGGCGUCGUUCCAUCCGAGGCCAACGAUGACAGAAGUGCUCUGGAACAAGAUAGCCACGGUGACACAAAAUCCGCUGUUGCCCUUGAACACAAAAAAUCGACUGAGCAAGUUAAGAAGCCUGAGGCACAUGUAAUCGCAAAGCGAGGAACUGACCAGAAAUCCUACGAAGACAUCGUAGCAGAAUCGAUACCGACCAAGGAAGAGCAAAAAGAUAUCUCCUCUGCAGUUAAGGUUGAAAAAGAGUCCUCGGACGACAGCAACAACAACAGCAGCAGCAGUGGUUCUCCGUUCAAUCCCAUCAACGUUAUAAGAGGCCUUGCCCGACCUGUUGUGAAUGCCGUUAACAACAUACGAGACGGGGUAGGAGUCGCCUUCGCUCCGGUGGUAGACGCACUCACACCCGGGAAGAACAGUGUGAAAGCGAACGAAUCAUCCGUAGAAGAGAACAACAACACAGACACGCCCCUCGAUUCAAACGACACCUGGAAGAGGAGCGAACUUGUCAGUGAAGAGCCCGUGACCUUCAUUUCUAGUACAGUGCAAAGCAACGCACAAACUACUCACCCACCUCCAGUGAGCCCAGUGGGCCAAGUUGCUGCUGCCGCCGCCGCUCCACAAGGGGGCGAAGGUGAAAGUGGUGGAGCGCCAUUUAACCCUAUCAAUGCCAUCAGGGAAUUCGCCAAACCAGUCAUUGACAGCGUCAACAACGUUAGGGACCAGAUCAGCUCGGCCCUUUCUCCUGUAGUAGACGCCAUCACUCCCGGCAAAAGUGCUCAGAAUACCACCGUCGAAAAUGGAGAACAACCAGAGAGCCCUUUGGAACCCGAAGAACCUGGCCUUUACUCGGAGUCUGAGCGUCAAUACACUAAUUACAAGCUCAUCUCCACGCAUAUUGGUAACGACACGGCAUCCCUGGCAGCCGUCGCAGCCCUUCAGAAUGUCCCAAAGGUGGACUUGUGGAAUCAUCCGCUGGCAAACAGCAACGUCACUAUUCUGCUUGCCCCGGAGCUGAGCGAUAAAGUUGAGGCGAACCUGCGUGAAGUAGGACUCGACGUCACUGUCCUCACUGAAAACCUACAAAGCUGGCUCGAGCGGGAAAAGGUAGAAAACGAACCCGGCUUGUUCUUGGAGCAGAGAGACAUCAACAACUUUGCCUACGAUAAGUACCAUUCCUUUGAAGAGAUCAGUGGCUACGUGGACCUCAUAGCGCAGAAAUACAGCAACAUUGCCACCGUUCGGAACCUUGGAGUGUCGCAGGAAGGAAGACCCAUCAAAGGAAUAGCCUUGAGCACGGGAGGAAGCAAGCCGGUUAUCUGGAUCGACGGUGGCAUACAUGCUAGGGAAUGGAUAUCUCCAGCUUCAGUUGUACACUUUCUGGGUCGGAUGACGUCUGGCUUCGGUUCUGACGCAACAGUGACGAAACUGCUGCAGACAUUCGAUUUCUAUAUCUUCCCUGUGGUUAACCCCGACGGCUACGCUUAUACUUUCAGCUCUGACCGUCUGUGGAGAAAGAACAGAUCAGGUAGCCAGUAUGGCUGCAGAGGCGUAGACCCCAACCGAAACUUCGACACCGCCUUUGGAGGUGCUGGAACGAGCCGGCACCCGUGCUCCGACAUUUAUCGCGGAGCCUACGCUUUUUCGGAGGCAGAAAGCCGCGCAGUUCGCGAUGGGGUUCUGCAACUGGGCUCCAGGGUAAAGGCCUAUGUUAAUGUGCACUCGUAUAGUCAGCUCCUCAUGGUUCCCUAUGGAAACGGCAGAGGCACUUACUCCAGAGACUACGCGGAUCAGAUCGCUGCAGCAAGAGCAGCAUCAAGAGCCAUUCAACAAAAGUCAGGAGUAUACUACCAAGUUGGCACUAUCUCCAACCUGCUGGGUCCGGCUGCGGGUUCCUCCGUGGACUGGGCAUACGAUGGAGCCAGAGUUAAGUACUCGCUCGCUGUGGAACUCCGCGACAAGGGCCAGUUCGGAUUCUUGCUUCCAAACCACCUCAUCCUUCCAACAGCUGAAGAAAUUUUCGAGGGCCUAGUGGCUUUUACCAAAUAUAUCGCGAGAAGAGAACUCAAUCAGGAGAUCUCGGGAAGUACGAUAGAAGGCUAAACACACCUGCAUUGUCGAACAGCGUCUGUAAGCAUGGGGAAGGUCAAUAUGGUUGUGGGAGGGUUUUUCGUCUUUUCAAGCAUGUUUGCUGUAUCUGGAGUGAGAGUUCGAGCUCCAGUUCGUGGUGCUGCGGAAGCUUCGUUUAACUCCAAGUCAGAGAAGUGCGCUGGAAGUAGCUGAAGUAGCAGACGGAAGGCUGUCGCAUGCUGUGUGAUGGGAUAAUCACGUAAAUAUUUGACAAAUAAAGCGCAUUAGUGCAACAGCA
Molecule: messenger RNA, 3030 nt
Organism: Ornithodoros turicata
Lineage: Eukaryota; Metazoa; Arthropoda; Arachnida; Ixodida; Argasidae
Exons: 11
Coding region: 135-2765 (876 amino acids)
Biological process (GO): proteolysis
Molecular function (GO): metallocarboxypeptidase activity; zinc ion binding
Source: RefSeq, a predicted model, not a curated record